Molecule: messenger RNA, 1415 nt
Organism: Contarinia nasturtii (swede midge)
Lineage: Eukaryota; Metazoa; Arthropoda; Insecta; Diptera; Cecidomyiidae
Exons: 3
Coding region: 311-931 (206 amino acids)
Source: RefSeq, a predicted model, not a curated record
UGCGUUUGUAUGUAAUUAGCCAGUAGUAGAAGGGAGCCAAAUAUUUUGUUGUUGAGUUUUGUUGUUUCUUUGCUUGCUUGUUCGUUUUUUCCUUCUCCUGCAAUGUCAAAUUGAAAUUUUAUGUGCAUUGAGAUCAUUCAAAAUCUGGUAAAUCAUUAAGAAGAAACAAACUUGUCAAGUGGUGUAUGGUGUCAAAAAAUAGGCAAAUACUAAUAAAAAUCACCAAAGAACAAAGCAAAUAAAAUUUCAACAACAAGGAACAAAAUCAUACGAAACGAAAUACAUAAAACAACGUAAAAAAUACACAAAAAUGACAGCAAUCACUGAUACGAGAAAACGGUCACGCGACGAGGACACAUGUGAUUUUAUGCCGAUUUCAAAACGGAUUAAUAAUCUCACAUUGACCAGCCAAAAUUUAGGCGAACAAGAUCUACCAAAUGGUCACAGUAUUAAUGGUAAUAAUAUUGCAUCAAAUCAUCAUCAGUUUAUGGUAAACAAUCAGGAAGUCCAGUCACAGCAUUUUGCACAAUCAUCGAUUGUGAAUAGUUAUCCAAAUGGAAUGUCACAUCAUUAUCUGAACCAUAAUGGACAAGCAGCUGUGGCCACCGCACACAAUCCAAACUAUCAUGACCAAAGUCACAUCGUUCAGUCAACGAAUCAUUCCAACGGGUUUCAAAACAAUAGCCAUUUAGCUCUAGGGACCAAUGCACACAAGCAAAACCAUCACCAUCACCACCAGCAUCAUCCUCAUCAGCAGCACCAUCAGCAGCACCAUCAGCAGCACUUGCAUCAUGUAGAAUCAAACAGUAAUCAAAUGGAAGACGUCUACCGUCCCGAACUGACGGCUGAUGAAAAUCCAUUUUACUACGACAAGAAUAAGUUAUUAUUUGAUUUACAUGUUGAACGGCAACGUCGUCAAAGCCAUCAAUAAAUGCGCUUUUAUGUGAUGCAAUUUAUUCCUAUCCAUUUAUUGUCAAUUUUUUUUCCUUUCUAUCGUUACUCGUCGUUAAUUCAUUAUUUUUCCUGCCUAAAACAAAGAACAAAAAUCCCAACUCAAGUCGAAUCAGUGGCAAAUCGCUUCAUGAUUACGCUUGAUUAUAUCGUCGAGAAAAAAAAACUAUUAUUCGAUGUAUUUAUUAUUAUUCAGGCAAUUGAAAUUCCAGCAAAAGCCACACAUUUUUGUUAUGCCACAUAAUCGGUUCUAUUUUUGUACAUUUUGAUGUAAUGCAAAAUAAGACAUUCUAUAAAACUAGCUGAUUUUUGUGAUAUUUUUGCACAAGUCUUUGUACUUGAAGUGUAGAAUGAGAGAGUGUGACAGUCAUUUGAAAACGAUAUUCAUAAAAGAUUAAACGGACGAGAGACACAGAAUAAUUGCUUUUUCAAUAAAUUUUUCUCUCGUUACGAGAGUCUCGUAA